UUGAACGAUAAUGGUUUUAAAAGCCUCAGGCCAAAAUGGUCAGUUAUACCAGCGAACAGCAUCCGGUUACUACAUUAACGUCGCAAACAUAAUGUCAAACACCUUGUCGACGUCCCUACUGUCAUUCCCGUUCAGUCGCACGAAAGCUUCUUUGUUCGCAAAACAAACACUGCGCGUACAGUACAAAGAAAAAAUUUACAGCUCAUCUGGCACGGAGCGCACAUGGGAGUAGUGUGGCAGUUACACAAAGCGCCAUGGACGAGUCUUCGAACAAGCCGAUCUUGGUAAAACUCGUAUUAUUGGGAAGUCUAGGAGUAGGAAAAUCGGCCAUGACGGUGAGGUUUUUGACGAAGAGAUUUAUUGGAGAAUAUGAUCCAAACAUCGGCUCUGUGUACCAUCACACCGUUUGCCUGGGUGGCCAAGAGGUGAACGUACACAUUCUUGAUCUCGGUGGCGAGCUGACGGAAUGCCAGCGAAUGAAAGAAGCCAGCAUACUGUGGGGUGAUGCUUUCCUUCUUGUCUACUCAAUCACCAGCCUUCAGAGCUUCACAGACAUAAGCUGUAUCAUCCAACACCUCACGGCUAUGCGUACACAGGGCUCCCACGCGCUCCUAGCAAUAGUAGCCAACAAGACAGACGCGGAGUCACAACGCGAGGUUUCCACAUCUGAUGGAGUCGCGCUUGCGCAGUCACUACCAUGCUCCUUCUCGGAAAUUUCCACAUCCACAUCUUACGAGGACGUGGAGCGAGUAUUCACGGAAAUAAUCCAAGAGGCCGUCAAAUUUAAACGCGCAACACAGUGUUCCAGCGGUGUGCGGAGAGGGCCAUACUCGAAGAUUAAGAACCUGAUGGAUAAACACGUGACUCGUGGUAGGGCAAUGUCCAGCUUGCGCGAGACCAUAGAUGAGUAUUGCGUGACGCGAAGUGCAGAGGACUUCCUGGAGAUGCGUGACCGCAGUGGAACCUGCAGAUUCUGAGAAAUCUUCACCAAACCGUUUUCCUUUUUUUUCCUCAAAAUUCUGAUGUGCUAGCGGGAGGAAGUGCAAACAUCUUCUGAGAUUUUAUGGGGGUGGUGAAAACUUCUUUCAAAAAUUGCAUCGAUAACGUGAAUUGUACCAAUAUCACACAUAGCUUAUAAGCGUAAAUCCAAAUUCAAUAACAAUGAUAUAAGGAACUUAUGAACAUAUUCACUAACAUCAACAGAACAUUCAGUAACACGAUUAGUUAUUCACUCAUUCAUAAUUCACUAGAUUAUAACAAUUUUGGUGCCCAUAAUUAAAAUUUAAUAGCACGUUUUGAUGACCAGUGGGCUCAACUUUUAUUGAAAAUCUUCCUCGAUACUUUGAAAAGGGUUAUAAGAUUCAGAUAUUUUAAUUCUCUUUCGGACCCUAUCAUACUUUAGCUGAGUACCCACAAACGAACUAGCUCUAGAAAACAAGGACUACUCGUAUGCAUUUGUAUGUACAUAUAGAAAUGUAAUUGAUUUCAAAGGUGAUUAUCAGUGUUUGUUAUGGCCCUGGGAAGGUUAACUAGUGAGCUUGAAGGCCGAGAGGCCGCAACAAGUCACGAAAUACUGGGGGCAUAAUAAAGAGACACUAAGAAAACUUGGGAUGGGGGGGGGCACAGCCACGCCCCUUCUUGUCGUUUCCAUCCAGAUUAAUAAAAUACUGUGGGGGCACCCAAGUCUUUUAAUUUUGAGACUAUCCAAAACAAGUAAAUGUGAAAAAAAAUACGCCGGACAGAACUCAAAAUGCUAAUAGAAGUGCUAACAAUGUCAACAGUGCUAAAUGAAGUUUUCUAAUUUCUUUCAAAAAUUAUCAAAGGUUAAGAGACGUCAUUCGGCUCGUCGGAUAAGAUUUGACGACAUGGAAGGAUGACGCUUUGCAAGCAGGUUUUGGAUUGCAAUAACUUUGCAAUAUACAUAUACAGAAAUCCUGAACAAUAAAAAGAAAUAUCACUCUU
Molecule: messenger RNA, 1962 nt
Organism: Nematostella vectensis (starlet sea anemone)
Lineage: Eukaryota; Metazoa; Cnidaria; Anthozoa; Actiniaria; Edwardsiidae
Product: ras-related and estrogen-regulated growth inhibitor
Exons: 4
Coding region: 255-977 (240 amino acids)
Molecular function (GO): GTP binding; GTPase activity
Source: RefSeq, a predicted model, not a curated record